AUGCGUGCAUCAGCGACUUGCCUGGCCGCUGCCCUUAUCGGCGGCAGCCUAGCUCCUGGAAGUGAAGGCCUCGUGUUUCGCGCACAGGCCCGCGCCAGAGGCGGCGCCACCGCCGGGAGACAGCGGGGUUCCUUCUGCAGUGGGGUUGAGUGCCCCACUGUGGGUAAGAGCGUGGGUGCUCUUGGCAGGGGGGGGCAGAUGUUGAUGUCAGCAGCAGCUGCUGGAGAGCAGGAGGCGGCCGCAGCAGGGAAGCUGCCGUGGCUAGACAGCACCAUGCCCCGGGAGCUGCCGGACGAGAUAUCGGCAGAGAACCCUUUGAGAGUCGUGAUCGCGGGGGGGGGAGUGGGGGGUCUUCUGACGGCCAAGUACUUGAAGAUGCAGGGUUACGAUGUUAAGGUGAUCGAAAAGACGAACGCCUUCCGGAGAUUCGGAGGCCCCAUCCAGCUCGCGUCCAACGCCCUGUCCACGAUCAAGGCCAUCGACUCGACGUUCUUCAACAAAAUAAUGGAGUACUUCACCUUCACCGGGAUCCGCACGAACGGCAUCAAGGACGGCAUCCGGACGGAGUGGUACUGCAAGUUCGACGCCAUCACUCAGAUGGCCGACAUGUACUCCUUGCCGUACACGGGAGUUAUCGACAGGCCGGAUCUGCAGGCUGUCCUGAUGGAGGACAUCGGGGAAGGGGUUGUGUUCAACAGCCAGACGGUCGUCGGCUUCGAAAACACUGACGGGGGGGUAACGGUGAAGCUGAAGGACGGGGGGGAGGUGCACGCCGACGUGCUUGUGGGAGCGGACGGCAUCUGGUCCCAGGUCCGCGCACAGAUGUGGAACGAGGACGUGAGGGGAGAGAACGGAGGCGCGACGUACUCGGGAUACACGGUGUUCGCCGGGGAGACGAUUUACGCGCCGAAGGACUACUGGGACGUCGGGUACAAGGUUUACAUCGGCCCCGGGCAGUACUUCGUGACCUCGGACAUCGGACGCGGUCGAAUGCAGUGGUACGCCUUCUUGGCCCUCCCCCCGGGCUCCAAGAGCCGUGAGGACAACAUCAAGUACCUCAAGGAUCAUUUCGUUGGGUGGAGCCCGGAGAUCCACGAGGCGCUCGACUGCACCAGCAACAACGACGUCGAGCAGAGAGACUUGUACGACAGGCCCCCUUCGCUCACCAAGAGCUGGGCGCAAGGGAACGCUGUCUUGAUCGGCGAUGCCUGCCACCCCAUGAUGCCCAACCUUGGGCAGGGCGGCUGCCAGGCCAUGGAGGACGGCUACAUUCUCACGAACAUGCUCAAGGACGUGACCCACCGUUCUCAGAUCCCGGAGACGCUUGAGUCGUUCUACCGAUCCCGGAUUAUCCGGACGUCGGUGGUACAGGGGCUAAGCCGCAUCGCCAGCGACCUCAUCGUCAAGAACUUCGACACCCCCAUGAAGGUGACCUUGUCACCGUUCAACAUGGACGCGCCGGGGGGAAUCAACUCGUUCAUGACCAGCGUGAUGAAGCCGGUCCUGCCCUUGAUCUUCUUCGCGCAGUUCAUGUACCUCUACAGCUUCCACCCGGUGUCGCUGAAGGAAGGGGAGUGCGCGGAACUGACCAACAAGGAGAGGGCUCGGGCGAGGAUCCAAGUGGAGGAAUGCUGGGAGGCUGCCAAAAAGGACGGGACCUUCGCACGCGGCUACGAGCGCGCCCAGAAACAGUUCUCCUAGGCUGCUGCUGCUGCUGCUGCUGUGGUUGGUAGGGCGUGCGUGCGUGUGCGCGAGGCACCUCUGCUUCUUCCUCCUUCUCUCUUACCUAUUGUGCGGUCCUGUCCUUUCUUGCCCCCCCCGACGUUUUUGAAUCGACGGCCGUUCUUCCGGCUGCAUAUUGGCGUCUGUGAUUAUUGUUGGUAGACGGGUGGUUGGUUGGUUGAUGGCUGACUGGGGCGACCGCCGAUGUUUUUUUUAAAGCAGUUUUGUAGGCGAUUUUUGAUCGAGAGAGUACAGCGGCGUUCCUUGGUCGAGAGCUGAGAGUGAACGCACGGUUGGCUGGACCUGGACCUACAUAUAAACGACAGUUGCUUUAUCUUGUUAAUUGGAGGCCCGUUGUCAUGACUGCCUAAGAUUGUGCGUGUGGGGGUGAUUAUUGGCUCAUCUGCCGCGCUAUCUGGCGGCUUGUCGCACCGUGUGUUGCGGAUCAUUCCAUCUGCUUCCGCGGGUUUUUCGGCCGGUAUUGCGGGUCGUUCCGCCCGGUCUUUGUUUUUGGUGGUGGAAAAAAAAGAAGACAGUACCUGAAGGUGGGGGAACACAGUUCCUCAGCACCGCGUUUAGGCGAGACAACAUCCCGCACACCAAGUUUGG
Molecule: messenger RNA, 2331 nt
Organism: Ectocarpus siliculosus
Lineage: Eukaryota; Phaeophyceae; Ectocarpales; Ectocarpaceae
Source: the annotation of a GenBank genome assembly